GCGGGAUUCUGGGGGGCCCAUCCAUCUGGCAUCGGGGAGCGUUGACCAGCUUGCGAUCGGCGCCGGACGGGGUUGUUAAGGCAUGCACGGUAUGGUAUCGGUAUUGGAUUACUCGAACGCUGGUAAGCAGGCACGAGCAGGUAGGGGGGCAGCAACUCUGCGAAAACGAGGCGAUGCGAAAGGGAUGAUGAUGAUGAGACGAGACGAGAUGAACGGCGGGGUCGUCUCGUCGGAAACUUUUUACACUGAUCGACAAAAAGUCGCUCUCAUCCGACAGCCAUCUAGGUUGUUCAUACAUGGUUUAGUUCAGUAUCCCAGGAAGAAGGCGGGAAGAACAAGAAUCCCGAUCGUGUCAUCAUUCCAAAUAGAGUGCCAGCAUGGCAAGGAGAAAGGGAUAAUAGAGGGCCGCCUGAACUGCCCACCUAGACGGACGGAGAAAAGCAUGUCCAAGAAGAUGGAGGGGAAUAAGUUGCUGAGCCUUCGCGACAACAGGCCCGAAUGGAGCGACGAUGCCAGACUCGAAGAAAUGAACAGACUCCCGCAAUUCCCAAAAUACCGUAACCCAAUCUUAGUACUUCCCGCCCAUCCCCAAUCGAAUGACAGGAGCAGGCUCAAACUAGACCUUUACAAAACGAAACGCCAGUUCCUCCAUCCCCCGGAAGAUAACUUUUUAAUGCGAUGAAGAAAGAAAAAAAAAAAACUCCGAUUUUAAUAGCCCGUGAUCCCUUUGGCGUGGCGACGCAAUGCAAAUGGGGGUGAUGAACGAUCCGGUGAGACACAAAAGACAAUGCUGACGCCGCGAUGCAUCUUCACAUGUUAUGCUGCUUCUCGCGAAACUCGCGCCGUGUGUCUUCCACCUUGGACCCGUCCCGCGGACAUGACCACCCGCUCUCCUCGAUCUU
Molecule: messenger RNA, 902 nt
Organism: Colletotrichum phormii
Lineage: Eukaryota; Fungi; Ascomycota; Sordariomycetes; Glomerellales; Glomerellaceae
Exons: 1
Coding region: 83-682 (199 amino acids)
Source: RefSeq, a predicted model, not a curated record